Dictyostelium discoideum AX4 is the source of this 1806-nucleotide messenger RNA. RefSeq lists its product as hypothetical. The record is from RefSeq and is a predicted model, not a curated record. The transcript is spliced from 2 exons. The coding region runs from base 1 to 1806 and encodes 601 amino acids. Gene Ontology annotation, biological process: chromatin remodeling. Lineage: Eukaryota; Evosea; Eumycetozoa; Dictyosteliales; Dictyosteliaceae.
AUGGGUAAAUGGGUACAACCUAAUUAUGAGAAGGACUUUAUCAAAAAGUUUAAAAUUUUAUUUGAUGAUACAAAUGAUUAUAAAGUUAGGAAUGGUGAAAGAUAUGUUGCAUUUGAAGAUUUUGUAGAUAGAUUAGACCCAAAGAAUAGAGGUGCAAUUCAUUUUUUAGAUUCCUUAAUUAGAGAAGUAUUUAAGGAUAUACCACAACCACCACCAUCAUACGGUUUUAUACCAACAGAGCCAUUCAUUUCUUUGGAUGUUGGUUUGCCAACAAUUCCAACAAAUACAAACUCUACUCCCUCAUCAUCGUCAUCAUCGUCGUCAUCAUCAUCAUCAUCAUCAUCAUCAUCAUCAUCACAACAACCACUCACAACAACAAUGCAACAACUUCAAUUACAACAUCAACGUCAACAACAACAACAUCAACAAUUAUUACAACAACAAGCUAUACUUCAACAACAACAACAACACAUUCAACAAUUAUUACAACAACCACAACCACAACAAAUUUCGCAACAAUUCUCACAACAAUUAAUACAACAACAUAGAUUACGUCAACAACAACGUCAACAACAACAACAAUUACAACAUCAACAACAACAACAACAGCUCCAAUAUCAAAUGCAACAAUUUCAAUUACAACAAUUACAACAACAACAACAACAACAACAAAAUCAACAACAACAUCAACACCAUCAACAAAAUCAACAACAACAUCAACACCAUCAACAAAAUCAACAACAACAUCAACAACAUCAACAACAUCAACAACAUCAACAAAAUCAACAAAAUCAACAAAAUCAACAAAAUCAACAAAAUCAACAAAAUCAACAAAAUCAACAAAAUCAACAAAAUCAACAACAAAAUCAACAACAAAAUCAACAACAAAAUCAACAACAAAAUCAUCAACAAAAUCAUCAACAAAAUCAUCAACAAAAUCAUCAACAAAAUCAACAACAACCAAAUCUUGUUCAAUCCUCAUUAUUAAUUCCACAAUUACAACAUAUUCGAGAUCAAAUACACCAAUCAUAUCGUUCACAACAACAGCAACACCCAUUACAACAGAUUCAACCAUUACAACAACCACAACAUCAACCUGAGCCACAAACACAAUCAACUCAAACACAGACACAAUCAGAAAUACAACAAACACAACCAACACAAACCCAAUCAUCACAUCAAACUUUAAUUUCACCACCACAAGCUCAAGUAGCAUUUAGAAAUCAUUUAGUAUCCAACAGAAUACAAACAAUAGUUGAUUUUUCACCAAAUAGUAGCGAUUCUGAAAUUGAUACCACAGUAAAUAAUAGAAAUAACACAUCUAGAGUAAAUAAUAAUAGUAAUAAUAACACCAAUAGUAAUAGUAAUAAUAAUAAUAAUAAUAAUAAUAAUAAUAAUAAUAAUAAUAAUAAUAAUAAUAAUAAUAAUAAUAAUAAUAAUAAUAAUAAUAAUAAUAAUAAUAAUAAUAAUAAUAAUAAUAAUAAUAAUACAAUAAGAUCAACUAAUGAAUCUGUAUCAUUAUUACCUUUUGUUAUAAAUAAUUCAACACCAACCAUAACUACAACAACAAGAUCAUCAGCAUUAAUUCCAUCGAUUAAUGGAUCAAGUAGUGAAAUUCCAACAACAACAACAACAACAACAACAUCACUUUCAAUUUCGUCACCACCCACACCAACUAUUCCACUUUCACCAGCUACAAGCUCGGGUAAUAGUGGUAGUACAGGUAGUUUUUCUUAUAUUGGUUCACUUUUGACCACAAACCUUGGCGGAAUUUCAAACGAUAGAAGAAAUAAUAGUGAUUGCUGA